AUGAAUAUUUGCCAAUUUUAACACCCAAUCGAGUAUACUAGUUGCAUAAUAGAUGAUGAAUCCAAUUAGAAUAUUUUAGUUCAGUGCCAUACUAAUUUUUAAAAGAAGUAGAGCAUGAAUGCAUCUACUCAAGAAUAGACUGAUUAUUCAGAAAUCUCCUAACAUGAAUAAGACUCAACACUCUUGGACAUUGAAGUUGAUCAAUAUCUGUACAGUAUUAAUCUCAGACAUAAUCCUACCUUUCAACAGGAAGAAUUCAUUCAUAAUUUUUUGUCUCAUAACACAAUCUAAAAACUCAAAUUAGGACUUACCGCUGAACUGGCUGAGGAUGAUAAUACUAAGAAGUUUGAGGAGUGGCUAUAUAUGUUGAGAAAUAGAAAUGGGCAGAAUUUAGCUAGGGAAUUGAAAGUAAAGAAAUAUUUAGAGAAGAAAAGGAAUAGAACUUAUGAAAAAAGAGUACAAUACUAAGUUAGACAAAAGGUGGCUGGAGAAAGAAUGAGAAUCAAAGGGAGGUUUAUUACAUGGAGAUAGGCUGUUAAAUUGUUGGAUGGAGAUGAAUCGAAGAAGGAGUGGACUUACAAUGAUUAUUUUAGAAUCAAGGCGUUGCUCUACUCAAAAUACAACUUGGUUAAUAAUCUCUGA
This is a messenger RNA of Paramecium tetraurelia, 642 nucleotides long. RefSeq lists its product as uncharacterized. Gene Ontology annotation, molecular function: protein binding. The record is from RefSeq and is a predicted model, not a curated record. The transcript is spliced from 2 exons. NCBI's taxonomy places the organism in Eukaryota, Ciliophora, Oligohymenophorea, Peniculida, Parameciidae.